Epinephelus fuscoguttatus (brown-marbled grouper) is the source of this 1774-nucleotide messenger RNA. Its product is annotated as ammonium transporter Rh type B-like. Gene Ontology annotation, biological process: ammonium transmembrane transport; ammonium homeostasis. Bases 6 to 1472 code for a protein of 488 amino acids. Gene Ontology annotation, molecular function: ammonium channel activity. NCBI's taxonomy places the organism in Eukaryota, Metazoa, Chordata, Actinopteri, Perciformes, Serranidae. The transcript has a single exon. Gene Ontology annotation, cellular component: plasma membrane. The record is from RefSeq and is a predicted model, not a curated record.
UCAUCAUGAAUGUGUCUACAAGUUUGAAGGUACGCCUGCCCGGCUUCGUGCUGGUGAUGGAGGUUGUCAUGAUAGUGCUUUAUGCUCUUUUUGUCACUUAUGAUGACGAUACCGACGCUAAAAUGCAAAACAAUGCCACCAACCCGAUGGAGAACUCCAUGUAUCGAGACUAUCCCUACUUUGCUGACGUGCAGGUGAUGAUCUUCUUAGGUUUCGGCUGCCUACUGGCCUUCUUCCGAUUCUACGGCUUUGGUGGGAUGGUCUUCAACUUUCUUACGGCUACAUUUUCGAUCCAGUGGGCAAUCCUGAUGCAAGGCUUCUUCCAGUUUUACUAUGAUGGUAAAAUUCACCUGGGAGUGAUCAACCUGGUGAAUGCAGAGUUUGCCUGUGCUGUGGUGCUCAUCUCGUUUGGGGCCGUGCUUGGAAAGACCAGUCCUAUUCAGCUUUUGGUCAUGGCUUUGCUGGAGGUCCCUAUCUUUGCUGUGACAGAGUGGGCUGUAUUGAAAUACAUUAGGAUCAACGAUGCAGGCGGCAGUAUUCUUAUUCACCUGUUCGCCUGCUACUUUGGUCUUGGGGUGACUUUUGUGCUGUACCGCCCAGGCCUGAAUGAGGGACAUUCUAAAGAGACCACUAGUUAUGUUUCUGACAUCCUCUCUGUAAUGGGAACGUUGUUCCUCUGGGUGUUCUGGCCUUCAUUUAACUCUGCCCUGACCCUUAAGGGUGACGAUCAGCACAGAGCAAUACUCCACACUUUUAUAGGUCUAAGUUCAUCCACUAUCACCGCCUUCGCGCUCUCUGCACUGUUCAACAAGAGAGGCAAGAUCACAAUGGCUGAUAUUCAGAAUGUGACUCUGGCAGGUGGUGUGACUGUUGGGGCUUCUGUGGACAUGAUGAUUUCCCCUGUAGCUGCAUAUGUCCUGGGCAUCAUGGGCUGCACUGCCUGUUUCUUGGGAUACAAGUACCUGACCCCCUUUUUGGCCCAAUACAUGAGGAUCCAAGACCAGUGCGGUAUUCACAACCUCCAUGGGCUCACUGGACUCAUAUCAUCCACCGCAGGGAUCUGUGCCAUCCUCCUAGCCACUGAGGAAACCUACGGGCCCAGCAUGUACCAGAUCUUUUCCCACCGUGCUCCACCUGAGGGAGAUCCAAAGCUCCUGGAACUGCAGCAGCUGAUUCCCGGGCUGAAGCCGGGCUUGGGUCGUACUGGGCAGGAGCAAGCUCUCUUCCAGGUGGCAGCUAUCUUUGCCACCAUCGUAGCAUCUGCAGUUGGAGGGAUGCUCACUGGGUCUGUCAUGAAGCUGCCCUUCAUGGCAUCCCCGUCUGACAAGGACUGCUUUGAUGAUGAGCUUUUCUUUGACAUGCCCUCUGACUUUGAUAGUGUUGAAGUGCUCAAGACUGCCAUAAGCCUUGAUGAAAAGGAACAAAUGAGCUCAAUGGAAACCAAAGUCGACAUACAGAGGCAGUCAUUUUGAGUCAUUACAUUUUUAAAAUUAUUGUCAUUGCAACUAUUUCAAAAUGUAGAUGUUUUUCACACUUGUUUGUGAGUUUUACAGAUUGACUGUUAUUUCAUGUUGGAGAGAUGAAAUAUAUUUGGGAUUUGAGCUGAAACAUUGGCAUUUACCGAAAAGCUGCUUACUGUUUUAGCUGAAAUUAGAGUUUUGUAUGUAAAAUGGCAAAGGGCAAAUAAAAGUUUAAAAUGUGAGAGUUAAUGUAAUUUGUAUUGUGCUUUAUGAAUUCACUUUGAAAUAAAUGAUUUUUAAAAUAUCCUAAAUAA